Misgurnus anguillicaudatus (oriental weatherfish) is the source of this 994-nucleotide messenger RNA. Lineage: Eukaryota; Metazoa; Chordata; Actinopteri; Cypriniformes; Cobitidae. The record is from RefSeq and is a predicted model, not a curated record.
CUGUAUAGGAUUUUGUCUUUUUGUCUCAAUAAUCAACUCUCCUCAGUUUGUCUGGCCUUACAGAUGGCAGAGUUUAAGAGCAUCCCGGACACCAGUAGCGGCUCACAGAACAAUAUUUACUUCAAACUGAAUGAAGAUGUGAGUUCGACACCAUCACAGAAAGGUUGCUUGUUGUUAAAACGGUUUUGGAUUCCCCUGGUGUGUGGCAUGCUCUUUAUGGUCCUAUUGAUCACAGUCUCUGUGUCCUUUAAACAGCAAUUCAGUAAAUUGACUGAAUUAGAGAAUACAGUGGCCAAUCUGACAUCCUCGGUUGCUCUUCUCACUUCUAACCAACAAGAUACAAUUGAAAAGCAACUCAGUAAAUUAACUGAAUUAGAGAAUACAGUGGCUAAUCUGACAUCAUCUGUUGCUCUUCUCACAUCUAACCAACAAGAUACAAAUGAUAGAAUUGUGGAGAUGUUUGGUGAUCUGAAGGCUGAUUUGGAAAUCAGAAUAACAAAUUUGACCAUGCGUAAACCUGUUCUGAGCUGUAAACCUGGAUGGCAACUUUAUUCAUCCAGUUGCUAUCUAUUUUCUAGUACAAGACUGGAUUGGGAAAAAGCAAGAUCUUCCUGUAGUGCACAGGGUGCUCUGCUGCUCAUCCUGGGGCAGGACGCAAGCGAGUGGUACUUUAUUGUAACAAAUGUAUCCAAAUCUAAGUCCUACUGGAUUGGUCUGACAGAUCAGACGACUGGUCAGUGGAGAUGGGUUGAUGGCUCACCCUAUAUCAUGGACAAGAGUCAGUGGGAACCAGGAGAACCGAAUAAUUUGGGCGGUGAGGACUGUGCAGAACUUACGUCAUCUGGAAAGCUAAACGAUGGGCUCUGUUCACGGUCUUUUCAGUUUAUCUGCAAAGCCCCAGCCAAUGAAAACUAACUACUGUAGUUGGCAUAUGCUGAUAUAAAAUUGUCAUGUCAUCAAAACAUUAUAAAGUAUAAUAAAGAGGAGAUGCUUA